Pollicipes pollicipes is the source of this 2750-nucleotide messenger RNA. Its product is annotated as BTB/POZ domain-containing protein 7. Gene Ontology annotation, molecular function: protein binding. Bases 164 to 2539 code for a protein of 791 amino acids. The record is from RefSeq and is a predicted model, not a curated record. The transcript is spliced from 12 exons. Gene Ontology annotation, biological process: morphogenesis of a branching epithelium. NCBI's taxonomy places the organism in Eukaryota, Metazoa, Arthropoda, Thecostraca, Pollicipedomorpha, Pollicipedidae.
CCAGUUGUUGGAUGGGUGGAAAAGCCUGGUGUGUUUUCUAGAAAUUAUUGUUGAAAACGUAGAAACUCUGUGACAUCACUGCUUUACUCCAGAAGAAAUAAAUAUUCUCUCAGAAGCGGAGAGCGAUGCGCCGCACCUGAGCCGCGCUCCGAGGCCGGCCGCCAUGGGGCAGGCGCACAGCUCCGUGCCGUCGGCGCUGCACCUGCAGCACGGCCUGGGCGGCGGCGCCGCCGCGCCCUUCCCCUCCCAGUACCAUGUCAAGGCCAGCAGCAGCGGCAGUGUCCUCACGCCCGCCUACCAGAAGCGGCUCAGCCGCGACAAGAAGAAGAUCGGCGGCUUCGCGACGCUGCGUCGACGGCUGGGCCGGCGGCGGCGUCACCACAAGACGCAGGACCACGCCAAGGUGAUCCGGGAGUACAUCUGCGACUGGCCGGCGCGGGACGUGCGCGCCCUCAACGAGGAGUACCGGGCGCUGGGUCUGAUGCGCGAGCUGGCGCAGAGCGCGGCCGCCGCCCGGCCGCUGGCUUCCUCCUGCCAGCAGGACCUGUGCGAGCUGUACCAGAGCCGCUACUGUGCCGACGUCGACCUCGUCUACCAGGGCUGUGUCUUCUCCGUGCACAGGUCGAUCCUGAGCGCGCGCUGCCCCUACUUCCGCAAGCUGCUGAAGGACCAGCCGCGACCGGGCGCGCCCGUGCCCGUCCGGAUCCGCACGGCCGGCGUGGACCCGGAGCUGCUGAACGCGCUGCUGCAGUACCUGUACUGCGGCGAGCUCAACUGCUCGGGCCUGCUGUCGGCGGGCGCCGGCCGGCGCCGCCAGCUGGACGUGUUGGCGCAGCUGGAGGCCGAAUUCGGCGCGCCGGCGCCGCUCGAGCGCGACAUGAAGUACCUGCUGGAGACGGCCGACCUGGCCGACGCGCUGCUCGUGUUCCGGCCGGCCGGCGGCGGCGCGCACGACGCGCAUCCGCACUCGUUCGAGUUGCCCUGCCACAAGGCCAUCCUGAGCGCGCGCAGCCCCUUUUUCAAGGCGUUCAUCGACCGGCGCAUGAAGCUGAGCGAGGCGGGCGGCGAGCGCGCGCGUGGCAAGGCGCCCAUCCGCAUCGAGCUCGACGAGACGGUGCUGCCGCGCCGCUACGCCUACGUGCUGCUGCGCAUCAUGUACAUGGACACGGUGGACCUGAGCCUGAUCCUGCACAGUAGCAGCGAGCCGAGCGUGUGCCGGCCCAUCAGCCUGGUGGACGAGGCGGUGGAGCUGUACCAGAUCGGGCGGUUCGUCGAGCUGGACGUGCUGACGCAGGCCAGCGAGGACCUGAUCCUGGAGGCGCUCUGCGUGGAAAGCCUGCCCCGCAUCCUGCGCUGGUCGGCAGAACCGCACGGCUCGCAGUGGGUGCACCGCCAGGCGCUGCAGUUUCUGUGCGAGGAGUUCAGCGCAGUGGUCUGCACGCCGUCGCUGCACGAGCUGUCGCUGUCGCAGCUGGCGGCUGUCGUCAGCUCCGACUUCGUGCAGGCCAGCGAGCUGGAGAUCCUGCAGGGCAUCAUCCGCUGGAGCGAGCACCAGCUGGUCAGACGCAUGGAGGAGCGAGAGCCGAACCUGCUGUCGCACACGGCCCACUCUGUGACCAAGAAGGGUGUGAAGCGGCGCGAGCUGAGCGACGCCGAGCUGCGCGAGGUGAUGGCGCCGCUGCUGCCGCACCUGCGGCUCGACCACCUGCUGCCCGUCGACCACGACACGGUCACAGCCGCCAUCCGGCGCGGCCUCAUCAGCAUCCCGCCGUCGCACAUGAUCGGCGAGGACACCAGCAGCCGGGCCCGCUCCUGGUUCCGGGGCAAGCGAAAACGCGGCGAGUACGUGCGGCCGCGCUACUUCCUGCCCUACGUGGAGGAGGUCAAGGUCAGAUCGGCGAUGCUCGAGAGUCACCUGGGCAACGAGUACGGUACGGGCGUGUUCCACUACCAGCACAGCGUGGCGGCCACGAUCCCGGACGCGCUGUACAUGGUGGACGGCGAGGCGCACGCAAGCGCCGCCGACGCCGACUCCUCUGCCGGCGAGGACGAUAUUCCCGUGGCGCCGCGGGCCGACAUCCUGUCGGCGAUGCUGCAGCGACAGCGCGAGCUGCAGGCGUCCGGCCUCUACCAGCGCGCCAGCACGUGCCUGCUGCUGACGCCGGCGCGCGUGCGCCGCCAGGUCGGCCUGCAGGUGGUGCGCGAGUACGGCCUGCCCGACUGUAUGGUGCGGGUGCUGCAGGAGGCGAGCCGGCGCAGCGAGGGUCAGCUGACUGUGACGCAGGCCGGCAGCCGGUGGCGCUCCACCAACGACCUGCCGCGGCACUGCCUGCUCACCUUCCCGGAGCCGGAGCCGGCCCAGUUCCGCACCCUGGACCUGGAGGCGCUGAACCUGCGCGAGCCGGGCCACCUGUCGACCAUGCCGGACGUGGCGCUGGCCACGGGCACGCUGCCGCGCCAGCGCUCGCUGCGCCAGAUGCGCGAGCGCGAGCUGGAGCUGGACCUGGGCGACGGCACGCGCCACUACCAGAGCCACUGACGGCCGGCGCCGGACGUGUGCGUCUGCACCUGCACCCUGCAGUGACGCGACUCCACGUCCGGCCGACCGCGCCGCCGCCGCCGCCGCCGCGACCGACGCCGCCGCCGACGACGACAUCACCACAUUGUAGAUCUCAUCCAUUGUGCGCCUUACCUGCUGCCAUAUUCGCUGCCGCCGCCGGCGCCGGGCGGCGUGCGCGGCGCCGCGGGAG